Molecule: messenger RNA, 4392 nt
Organism: Oncorhynchus masou masou (cherry salmon)
Lineage: Eukaryota; Metazoa; Chordata; Actinopteri; Salmoniformes; Salmonidae
Product: SH2B adapter protein 2-like
Exons: 9
Coding region: 587-2206 (539 amino acids)
Biological process (GO): antigen receptor-mediated signaling pathway; intracellular signal transduction
Cellular component (GO): plasma membrane
Molecular function (GO): transmembrane receptor protein tyrosine kinase adaptor activity
Source: RefSeq, a predicted model, not a curated record
GCAAAAUUCUUGUUUGAGAAAUUGCUCAUGCUAUGAAGAUAUUUCUGUUUCUUUUUGACCAUUUUAUUUUCAAACAAUCACAAUAGGGUACUUAAUUGAUACCCAGAAAUGAUUUGAUAUUGAUAUUUUAAAAAAUGACUGCAUUGGACCUUUAAACAAGGCGGCAUUGAUCAGACUACCCACGCUGUGCGGCGCGCGCUAGUGUCUGUUCACUUUUGAUGAAGGGACACGUUGAAGUAGCUAUAGGCUUCCAUAGAAAUCAUAUUUUUGUGACUGAUAAUCCAUUUCCUAACCUGUCGUAAUUCGUUAAAUAAGAGGACAAAGACAGACAAUGCUGCGAGUAUACUGCCGAUGAUAAGAUCUCACCAGCCGAAUGCACUGAGGAGGACUUAGAGCAGGAUUGAGUGAGGAGGAACUCUCUCAGUUCUGUACUCAGGAUUAUUGGGUGUGGCUUAGGGCAGAGCUGACUUAGCCAAUCAAACCUGAGGAAGUUCCCCUGACAGCCUGCUGUCCUAAGGGGGUGACUGUUAGUUCUGCUUGCACCUACAGUAUUCCACUGGGCCCUCCAGCCGCUCCCUGGUCUCUGAUGGAGGGCAGCCCAGAGAAGCAGAAGCCCAGCCCGCGACACCGGCCCAAACCCAGUGGCCCCUCCACACUGACUCUGGGCCAGUCCCGCAGCACAGAGGACCUAUCUGAGAGCCUCCCCAGGGCCAACUUUAGGAAGGGCUUCUCCCUACGUAACGUCAGCCUGUGUGUGGUGGACGGGGUCCGGGACAUGCUCCAGAGGAGCCGAGGAGCCUCUCCAGAACCCCGCUGCAGGCUCAACGGGGAUACGGGAGGGUGUUGGAGUCCCCGCCUGCUGCGUAUGCCCCGGGGAUCCCGCUGUGCUGCCCUGAGGCCCCUGCCAGCUGAGGUGCAGAGGGAAGGAGCCCUGCGUUACAUGGUGGCAGACGACUCGCACAGCAUGGGCAGCAAUGCUCAGUGGCAGAAGUGUCGUCUGCUGCUGAGGAGGAUGAGAGGAGGAGGAGAAGGAGGGGUCACUGAAGGGGAGGGGGGAUUCCUGCUGGAGUUCUAUGUGCCACCCAAGUCGUCCAAGCCCAAAUUGAGUGUUCCUCUGACAGCCGUCAUGGAGGUGCGGACCACCAUGCCACUGGAGAUGCCAGACAGGGACAACACCUUUGUCCUCAAGGUGGAGAAUGGAGGAGAAUACAUCCUGGAGACAUUGGACUCCCUGCAGAAACACUCCUGGGUGGCUGACAUUCAGGACUGCAUAGACCCGGGGGACAGUGGAGAUGACAUUGAGCUGUCUUCUUGUCCUCAUGGCCAGUUCCCCUCGGUGUCCACCUGUAACUGUGAGCUCACGGCUAACAUACCCAAGACCCCUCAGCACCGUGCUGGUCCUUGUGGCCCCUCAGGGCCCCGCUUUCGGACCCUGUUGGCCUCCCCUUUACACCCCACCCAUGUCCCCCUAGAACGGUUCCUCCAGUCACUGGAGUCCAACAGGCCUGGAGCAGGUGAAGGAACACCCCGCUCUGAGAUGGACACCUCUCUGACCUGCUACCCUUGGUUCCACGGUACACUGUCUCGAGUGAGUGCUGCUCAGCUGGUGUUGGUGGGCGGAGCCCGGAGCCAUGGGCUCUUUGUGAUUCGCCAGAGUGAGACGCGCCCGGGAGAAUACGUCCUCACAUUCAACUUCCAGGGCAAAGCCAAGCACCUGCGUCUGUCUGUGGACUCUCAGGGCCAGUGCCAUGUGCACCACCUGUGGUUCCAGAGCGUGGGGGACAUGCUGCAGCACUUCCACUGCCACCCCAUUCCGUUGGAGUCCCGCGGGGCUGCAGAUGUCACGCUGCGAUCCUACGUCCAGACACAGCGCAGCCGCCCAGAGCUCUGUGUGUCUCGGAUGUCCACCCCUACCAGAGAGCCUGGCUGUCGGAACGGCCUCCACCAAUUGGCACAAUUCUUUCCCGGAGUCUUGCAGCCAGUUGGUGGAUCUGUGGACUCUCCUCUUCCCCCUAGUUCCCCUGCUCUACCCCGCAUCCUGCCUCCCUUCCCCAGACUAGAGGAUGGGGGUGAUGGUGGCUUACGGAGCCGCAGUGGCAGCAUAGAGCAUCUUCUACCGCCCUCUGGUGGCUCAGCUGAUGAACAGCAGGAGACUGAGGGAGCACAAAGAACAAGAGCAGUAGAGAACCAGUACUCUCUCUACUGAGGAACCUUGACGUCAUAUAUGACUCUGACAGCAUCAGGAUCAGAUAUCUGUUUUGUCAAAUGGAUUUUGCAGAUGGUGGAACAGGUUUGGAGAGCCUUUACGCACAAAAUAUAUUGAUGAAUAAAAACAAUAUAUUGGUUUGAUUCAUCCUGAAAGUUGUCAUAUUCAAGUUUAGUCCCUGAAAUAUUGGAUGGUGGAAAAAAAGUGUACAACAGGGGUUGAACAAUAGUCCUAUGAAUCUACCCUAAUCCUCACGAAUCAUGGAACUGUAUAACAAAAGUCCAGUCGUAGUGAACUGUGCGCCAGGCUCCAGGUUUAACCUGUUAUGUGUGUUCUGAGUUUCAUAAUGAUUCAAAUGGCUACAUGCCCCAAAUUAUUCCACAACGUUAGCCUAAUAUGACAAACUAAUGCUAUAGCGACCCUCAGGAAACACACGGACAUGACAGAGUAAAGAAAGGUAAGGUAAUGGAAUGAUGGCAAAUGUAAGCUACAAGAAAACAAACACUAAAGUGUCACUUGUAAAUGUAUCAGGGUAUAACUGACAGUGGCUCCUGAUAGAGGUUAAUAUUUAACAUGAUACACAUUGUAAAAGAAAAUGGAGAAAAGCCCAGGCGUAAGCUGUAAUUACAACAUUCUAAAGCGCACACAUCAACUCGGCAGGUUCAGCCUUACAGAAGCUUUGGUCUCCAAAUUAAAUCCAUACAAUUUACGAGGGCACAAUUAAAAUGUUGAAUAACGGCACAGCUAUUUAUAGCCUAUUUCACUGUGGAAAAGAGGCCGUAAAUCAUGUCAUGUUGAUGUGGUUUUCAGUUUGCUUCCAUAUGGCUGGUUUCACAUUCGUCUCCAGGGAUCAUAAGGAAAAAUCAUCUAAAACAAUUGCUGUGCAUUUACAAUCCCCUUCUCCAAACGUAUUACUCAUUUACCUAGCUCUUAUCAAUAGUUAUUUUCAAUUUAUACAUUACAGUGAAUGGAGACUGCUGUUAUUUCUUUCGGGAAAUAUAGUUAUUUCUAAUCGCUCAACCUCAUUCAUGGUUUUCUCGCCACACCAUUUCUUAGACCUCCCCCUCGAAUGAAUAGCGGGUGAAUAGCAUGCUGUUAUCAUGCUUAAGUUCAAGGUAGGAAUACGCAUAGAGCUAAAAGUGCAUAAAAAGGAAGUAACGUUCCAUUUACGCGCGUUUAACUCUAACUCUGGUCGGAGUGGAUGGGGACUGGCAGUGAACUUGAGAUAACGACUUGUGGUAGUUGUCAAUGUCAUGGAAUCUCAGAGCUAACACAUGACAAGGAAGAAGAGGAUGAUACACCCCAGUGGAUGGAACUGUUAUAUUCAACCUCAUCCUCUUCAUCCCUCCCAGAUCUCAGUCAUCCCCUUUGAUCAAAAGACUGGCCCAAUGUCUGUACCAUAAUAAAUUGAUUCUCUAGUGAGUUUCAUAAAUCCCUUGGCCCCAUGGAGUAUUACCAUUAGUCAACAGGGAGCAAUAUGUAAUAAAAACAUUUACAGAAAUGCCACUGUGCUUGCUACUAUGACAUGUUGGUGUACCUUCCUGAAUAAAAUUGUAUCAAAUGCAAAAGAAAUGUAAAGGCCCAGUGCAGUCAAAAAUGUGAUUUUCCUGUGUUGUAUAUACAGUGCAUUCGGAAAGUAGUCAGACCCAUUGACUUUUUCCACAUUUUGUUACGUUACUGCCUUACUCUAAAAUUGAUUACAUAGUUUUUUUUACUCUAGUCAACCAAGUUAUAGACUGCUCUCUCUGCUUCCGCACGGCAAGCAGUACCGGAGGACCAAGUCUAGAUCCAAAAUAACACCUAGUUUUCAGGUUACAUAUCCCUCCCACCAGGCUCGUCCAAUUAGGCCCCUCAGACCACUCCGACAGUCCUAGUAAAAUUCUUGCUUGACAAAUUGCUCUUACAUAAGUAGCGAGUGAUGACGCAGUGCACAUACAAAUACAUUUUGUGGUUUCUCAUGUACCAAAAAAAAGGGGUUUCAAUCGCAUUUUGAACUCUACUGAUGAUUUUCUCACAAAAAAAAUAGCAUUAUAUGGCAAGUGUGCCCAACUUGGUAUUGGCAAGUGCUCUAGUGUACGCAUAACAUACAUGAUAAGAUUAUAUUGACAAAAGAGCAAUAAAUAUAUUUGUUAAAUGUACGGUAGCCAAGCAUCGAUUAUCAUGUCACCAGAAUAAGACCCUAGAUA